Messenger RNA from Guillardia theta CCMP2712, 330 nucleotides. RefSeq lists its product as hypothetical. The record is from RefSeq and is a predicted model, not a curated record. The transcript has a single exon. NCBI's taxonomy places the organism in Eukaryota, Cryptophyceae, Pyrenomonadales, Geminigeraceae. Bases 1 to 330 code for a protein of 109 amino acids.
AUGGGCUAUGCACAGAAAAAGAAGGACACCAACGCCCGCGCCCUCGUCAGCAACGUGGACUACAACCUGAUGGCGUUCUUCGCUACCUCCUGCUCUCAGUUGAGCGGCGAGGUCGCGUCAGGACCGUCGCUAGCUGAGCCGCAGUCCGAGCCAGCCUGGCCUGCCUGCCCUGGAGGCAGCCGUCGCCAUGUCGCCCAGCCCUCCCCCCAGGAGGACCCCGUCGUGCGAGAGCUCGGAAUAUCCUUGUCGGAGGACGAGGAGGUCGGAUGGGAGGAGUGGCUCCAGUGUUUUUGCGGGACAGCCGAGUCAGUAGAGGCAGUGGGAGUGUGA